UCCAGGCUAUGGCGUGUGUUGCGGACCACGAAGCAGAUGUGCGCUGACAGAGGCUACGAAUUGACCGAGGCGGAGUGCAACAUUAGUCUGGAGGAAUUCCGUAGCCUAUAUGCCGACGAGAGCGGAGUCCCGCAGCGAACGAAAAUGGCCUUUACAGCGCGACCUUCCGCAGCCAUGAUCAAAAAAUACACGCCUUUCACACGACCCAACCAACCCGAGAAAGAGGCAGAGAUCGGAAACAUUCACGUCGAGUUUUCCAAUGAGAGCAAUAUCGGAAUCAAACACAUCAAGAACUUCGCGCAGUUGCUGAGCGAAAAGAACUACUACACGGGCAUUUUCGUCACCCAGGUCGCACCAACAAGCGCCGCGCUCAAAAUCAUUCCUUCCGUCCUGCCGACCGUCAUGGAAAUCUUUCGCGAGGAGGACCUUCUCGUCAACAUCAGCAAGCACGACCUCGUGCCCAAGCACAUUCUAUUGAGCCAGGAAGAAAAGCGUGGACUGCUGGAGCGGUACAGACUGAAAGAGACGCAGCUACCGAGGAUUCGCGUGGACGAUCCGAUGGCGAGAUAUUUGGGCUUGAGGAGAAGCCAGGUGGUCAAGAUCAUCAGGAAAUCAGAAACGGCUGGACGAUAUGCCAGUUACAGGUGGGCUAUAUGA
Messenger RNA from Zymoseptoria tritici IPO323, 657 nucleotides. RefSeq lists its product as uncharacterized. NCBI's taxonomy places the organism in Eukaryota, Fungi, Ascomycota, Dothideomycetes, Mycosphaerellales, Mycosphaerellaceae. The annotation marks the transcript as partial. The record is from RefSeq and is a predicted model, not a curated record. The transcript is spliced from 2 exons. Gene Ontology annotation, cellular component: RNA polymerase III complex; RNA polymerase II, core complex; RNA polymerase I complex. Gene Ontology annotation, molecular function: DNA-directed RNA polymerase activity; DNA binding. Gene Ontology annotation, biological process: DNA-templated transcription.